Messenger RNA from Cydia pomonella (codling moth), 8727 nucleotides. RefSeq names its product small subunit processome component 20 homolog. NCBI's taxonomy places the organism in Eukaryota, Metazoa, Arthropoda, Insecta, Lepidoptera, Tortricidae. The record is from RefSeq and is a predicted model, not a curated record. Gene Ontology annotation, cellular component: nucleolus; small-subunit processome; 90S preribosome. Bases 270 to 8636 code for a protein of 2788 amino acids. The transcript is spliced from 14 exons.
AGUUUCAUCUUCUUUUUUUUUACUAUUUAGUAAUCAUGUUUGAGUUAAAUGUUUAGACGUCAGAAUCAAGCAUCGACAGCGAGUAUUUUGGACUGGAAAGAAAAAUAGCGCUUCUUUAUGUCAAGUUAAAGUUGACACGGAACAAAACGUCAAACAAAUGUGCCGCAGACAUGUGGUUCAAAAUCCAUUCUAACAGACAUGUGGUUUUAUUUACGUAAAAUAAUAAAUCUUUAUUUAGGAUAUAAAUAGCCAAUAAAGAAACAAUCAAAAUGAAGAUCAAACCCGUGAAACAUAAAACAACCAACACCUUUCGGUUCGUUCCUUUCGCUGAACGGAUCAACUCUAUAGACAUUCGACAUGCAGCCCUUUAUCACAUAGAGCACGCGUACACUGAGCAACCUGAAGAAAAUGAGACUCACUUCCAUCUCGCCUUAAGGAAAUGGCAUGGACUAAACUUAACACUAAACUUCAAAAAGUUUAAGAAAGAAGUCUUUGGAAUUAUAACAGUUCCACAGUUGGUCCAUAGAAAGGACGACGUGGUAGAAAUAUUAGAAAAAUAUCUAAAUUUAGAAGACCAGUUGUGCUUACAACCUUUACUGGAAAUUCUGGUGUCACUUGCCAAAGACCUGAGAGAUGACUUCUAUCCAUACUUCCCAAGAUUUCUGGACAUUUUAAUAAGACUGCUGAAAACAAAAGAUGCAGAAAGGCUUGAGUGGACACUUGUCUGCCUUGCGUUUCUUUUCAAGAUCCUUAAACCAUACCUCAAGAAAGAUAUAGCAGUAGUACUGAAGAGGAUAAUUCCGCUGCUGAGUGAAUCACAGCCGCAGUAUAUCAAUAAUUUUGCAGCGGAGAGCUUUGCAUUUGUGGCUCGGGAUAUACGAGACAAGAAGAAGUUCAUUGAACUUAUAUUGAAUUAUCUGCAGACAAAUGAUGAUGCAAUAUCAGGGUGUGGCCACCUCAUAUUUGAAAUCAUUAAAGGUGUACCUGGAAAGUUCCACAGCUGUGUUGAAACCUUCAUUCCACUGCUCUUACAACAUUUGAAAGAACACAGACCACACCAGGAAAUACUCUUCAAGCUCCUCACACAAACAUUCGAGGACAGCUUGCAGACAAUCAAUUAUAAAGAGUUCUCUAUAUUCUGGAUAAGUAUUCUGAAAUACACAGAAGAGCUACUUAAAGAUGAACAUAACCGAGGACUUGAAUUUAUUCUGAGACUUGCUGGUCAAGUAAUAGAACAUCAGAAAGGAAAAUACCUGAUAAAUCCUCCACAGUUUGUUCUCCUGCUGAUCAAAGUUAUUUGUGAGCAAUCAGCUGAAAAUGUUCUUCAAGUUUGUGCUCAAAUAGGAGCUUUGUUACUUCUAUCUCCAAAUGCGUCAUUAUCUCAAGAACACGCUGGGAUCAUAGUCAAAGUACUACUACCAUUGCCAUACCCGAACAUUCUUAUAAAUUUUGUGCAGAAUGUCAUUGACUAUACCCAAUUUGACAUGCAUAUAUUGCCACCUUUUUUGAAGUAUCUCAUGCAAACUGAUUUUGACAAAGAUGCAAUGAGCACACUUAGUAAAAUAUGUCUCAGAAAAUCACCACUCUCCAUGAAUGGUAUAAAGCUUUUUGAGUGGGUUAAGUAUCCCCUUGAUUUUGGGCCAAGCCUCCCUAUGUUUAUGGAGCACUUCUCAAGUAUAAUUAAUGAUGACAUUAACAGUAUUAUUGAUAACCCACUAAAACUCAUGAAUGUCCUGUUCUGCCUGCCACACAUUGAGAAAAUAGACAUUGAUAGUUGUGUGACUGCAUUGAGACAACUUAUAUCCAAACUGGUUAACAUAUUAACAAGUUACAACCUGGAAAACCAGUCAGGUGGUAAUAAAUACCACUGCAGCACUACAGAACUAUCUAAAAGCGCAAGAAAAGUCCUAUUCAUACUCGCAAAUGCAAUGGAAAGUGCUAUUCACAUUUCCAGCUGUAGAAAUUUGAAAGCAAUUUGUGACAUAGAUACACUAUUGCCUGUGAUAUUGCCAUAUGCUGCAGAUCCUAACUACUUAGUGGCAUUACAUUUGACAGAUUUGUACCUGACAGCAUGUGAGCAAGACAACAGUCUGUCUUCUCCUGUACUGGCACUGAUUGAUUCUUAUCUCAAUGGCAAUGUUUCUUCGCCAUUUCAUGUGGUUCGCCUGUUAACAACACAUAUUUACAAACUCUUUGAGAACACGGAACCACUAAACAAGACUGCUAAAGUGGGAGGCACUACUGAAAAAUUAUCAGUAUUCAGCAUGUGUUACUCUGUGGAAUCUACAGUUCCCUCCAUCCAAGAAUAUAGAGCCCAACAAAACACACUACAAAAGAUAGUGUUCAAUACUACACAGUAUGCCUUAAUAAAAGAUACAGAUUUCCGCCUAUAUCCCUUAACCUAUAUGUUUGGGGUGUUGUACAUGAAUUUUAAAUUAUUAUGGGAGCCAGUCAUCGAAUUCAUUGCCAGCUAUGGGAAUUCUCUUGCUACUGACGAGUUUUGGCCGAUUUUCCACAAAAUUCUUACAACCGCUUUUGACAAUGCCAAAAAGGACUUAAAGCAAUUUAAGUUUGAUGACGAAUUCGAAUGUGACUUUGAUCUGUUGAAAGAACUCUAUGCAGAACAUAAUAACAUCUCAGAACGACCCGAUGUUUUUAAUUACAGAGACCUGUUAUUGAAAGUGAUGACCAACUGUAUUCAGGUGUGUGAAGCAAAAAACAGAGAUGUAGUAGUAUUGUUUUUGAACUUUAUCGAAGAAGAAUAUAAGAGAACUGACAAAGCGAAUGCCCUUAAAAUAGACGUAGAAAGCCGAAAUAAUGCCAUGGAUGUUGAUGAUGAUAAAACGCAUGAAGAAAAUGCUAAUGAUGCUAAUCUAGAAGACAUUACGGAUAUUGUUGAAGAUGUCAAUGAAACUGUUUCAGGAAAAGUAACAUUUAAAACCCUUAUCAAUGUAAUGCAAGUUUUAGCACAGUUUAAAAACCCAAGAGCACUUCAUAAAGAGCCAGUAUUCUGGGAACUUUACAUGGAAUUUCUAAAACAUAAAAACGCCGGUCUACAGAAGUUUGCGUUAGAUUGUGUCAUAAACUACAAAAACAAAAGCAUAGUUGCGUAUAAAAGUAAUCUGUACAAUUUAGUCGAUGACAAAAAGUUUAAAGAUGAAUUAACUUUAUUCAAAAUUACUGAAGACGCGCAAAAUAUUCACGCUGAUGACAGAGAACAUGUUAUUCCAAUCAUUCUGAGAAUUCUUUACGGGAAGAUGACGUCUAAAAUGGCGACGGAUAAAAAAGGGGGUGGUCAAACUAGAAGAUCUCUAAUCAUGAGAUAUGUGGCUGGUUGCAAUGAGAAAGAACUGAAAAUGUUCGUUGAAAUGGCAUUCUCUCAUGUAAAGCAUUACAUCACAAUGCAACCUAAAGAAAUAUAUGAAAGCAUUGUCUCCACUUUGGACUUAAAAUCUGUAAUUAUUCCAGGAAAGUUGCAUAGCAUUCUGAAUUUGUUUGAAGUGGUUCGUGAAUAUUUCGGAGGAUACUUGAAGGAUGAAUUGCUAACAGAUUUAUUGAAGAUAUUUAUAUCUGUGUGUUCGACGGUGGGGGCUGUUCUGGCUCACGGGGACAAAGUACAUGUUGGUUAUUCUAAAGUAAUGAAAAACCUCAGAACAUUAGCCAUAGGCAUACUGACAAAGCUAUUUGACCAGUUUGAUAAGUAUACUUGGAGUUCGGAUGAGCUGAAUGUUUUAUUUGAGACUCUGAUCUGGCCUUUAAUGUCUAAAUUACACAUUGAAGGUAUCCAUACCCCAACUGCACUUUUGAAGCUUUUAAACACGUGGUGCCAAAAUCCAAGAUAUUACGUUUUGCUUGUGACAUGUCCAGAACGGGAUUCAUCUCUGAGUGCGUUACCAGAGAUAUUCAAACUUCUACUGGCGCCAAAAACUAGUCCCAUGGUCGUUAAUAUGAUUCUAGAUAUGGUUGAAAAGUUAUUGACCUUGACAGUAGAUGAGGAGGACAAGGACCUACCUGCUAUAGUGCCGUUUAACACUACCCCAGUACCGAAGCCUAGUACCGAAUUGUCGAUUGAGAUGAACUUCGGCAGCAAAAUUUUAAUACCACACAUUCCAAGCAUAUUGGAAGUUAUGAAAAGACGCAUCGCAAACUCAGCUAAGUCAAAUACUAUGAACAAAAGAGACUUGCUUAUACUUUCGCGGGUCACAGAACUGGUGUCUUCGCCAGAAUUGUGUGACGAACUUCUGAACCUCUUACUACCAAUACUUGUUAAGAAAGUGUGUAUGAAUAUGGCAGAAGAAAAUAUGGAGCAUGCAGUCAAUACCAUUAUCAACUUAUUAGGUCACAGCACAAAUCCUCAAACAUAUAUCAAGAAUAUCGCUGUACUUUUUAACAAAAUAACUCUAAUUGAUGUUAGGAAACUCCUACUUAAACUGCUGUCUUCAAUAGCAGAAACAGCUCCUAAAAACAAAGAAACUCUCAAUCGUAUCAGCAACGUAAUAUCCGAAAUGAACGCCUUCAACAAGCGAUGGAUCGAGCAGCCUGAUUUCGAUAGGAGACUGGAUGCAUACAAGACAAUUUACCAGUUGCUAGAUGACAAUCAAAUCGAUCUAGAUCUCGCUAUGCUUAUUGUUAACAACUGCUUCUAUUUCAUCCGGACUGAAAAGGAUAUAGGAUUGCGUGAUGGAGCCGCUCUAUGUUUAAAGAAGAUUCUUCCAAAAUUGCUUCUGAAAUAUUGGUCAGCCACUGAUGGUCAGUUUUUGGUUCGCGAUACUGUUUUAUCUUUAAUAUCAAACGGCAUCAGAGACUCAAAGAACGAAAUACUAAGGAAUGAAAGUAUAAACCUCCUUGGAGAACUAGCGAGGGAAUGUCCAAGCACCGACGUCGUUCUGUCAGACCUGGCCCAUUUGACCAAUAACGAGGACAGAGAAGUAGACUUCUUCGAUAACAUGUGCCAUUUACAAAUGCACAGGCGCGUUAGAGCGCUAAUGAAAUUCUGCAAAGUCGCCAAGAAAAUGACUAAAUGUCCUUCGCCAAGAACGCUUACCAAUUUCAUCUUACCAUUGGCUACGAUUUACAUUUGCGACGACAAAUAUACAGAUAAAAAUACCUUGAUAGACGCGUGUAUAGAAACAGUUUCUACUUGUUGUAGAUUACUUCCUUGGUAUCAUUAUGAGGUCAUACUAAAGUUGUAUCUGAAUAAAAUGCGUCACGCUUCAGAUCACCAGAAACAAUUGACUCGAUUGGUCGUCAGCAUUCUAGAUGCUUUCCACUUCGAUUUCUCGAAAGCGAAGAACAUCGAGUUGCCUAAAGCUUUGUUAGCUAAUAUUGACAAUAGGCCACCAAAAAAUAAGAAAGGAAAAGAGGACAAGAUUGUAAAUGGAGGUAAAACUAAUGAAAAGGAAGAGGUGAUGGAAGACGAUGAAGAAACUGAAGAAAAUGAUGAAAAAGAAGGUGAUGAAGCUGAAAAAACUACAGAAAAUUUAGAAGAGUCGCAUAUAGAUAUAGAUUCAGAAUUAAAAGCGGCUGAAGAGGAAGCCGAAACUGAAGAGCCAGUGAGUAAAGAGGUCACAACCGUGCCGGCUUUUGAGAGGGUCACGCAAGUCCCACCGUCUCUGGCGAAGAGAAUUAUCAAGUCUUUGUCAGCAGGGUUGCUUCCACAGCUCAAUCGGGCCAUCGGCAAGCUGACAGAGCACGAAGAGUCCCACAAAGUGAACCGCCGGCGUUUGGGCCUGGAGCGACAAGCGGAAGACAUGCUGCGAGUGCCAAUCGCCUUGGCUUUAGUUAAGCUGCUGCAGCGGCUGCCUGGCGAUGUGCUGCGACAUCACCUGCCUGGCAUCAUCAUAAAACUCUGUUCAUUCCUGAAAUCGCCACUGAAACAAGUGCGAAUCACAGCUCGUGACAUCGUCAAGAAAAUCAUGGUCACCAUCGGAACUGCCUACAUAGGCAUCCUGCUCGAACACCUCACUCUACUCCUCACGAGAGGAUUCCAAGUCCAUGUAUUAGUAGCCACUAUACAUUCCGUCUUAGAUGCUUUGAAAACAGAUUUCAAACCUGGAGAACUGAACGAGAAUUUAGAUUAUAUUCUAGAUGUUUGUACUAAUGAUCUGUUUGGAGCAUUAUCUGAAGAAAAAGAGGUUGAUAAACUACAUUAUAAAACCCCAGAAGCUAAACCUAGUAAAAAGAGUUAUGUGACUUUGAUGAUAGUAUCGCAAAACAUAACAGAAUCAUGCCUUAUCAACUUACUUCUACCUUUCAAAGAGGUUCUACAAAAGCACCAAUCGAAGAAAAUCGUUACAAAAGUGCAAGAAGCUCUAACACACAUAACCAGUGGUCUAGUAACAAACAAAUUUAUAGAUAUCGAAUCACUAUUCAUAUUUUUACACGGCAUAGCGUCAGAAAGCAUACCUGAAUUCGUACUCGGUGCACCUAAAAGGGAAAUAACACGGAAGCAAAAAGAAAAGCUGCUUAUAGCUAAGCCUGAUUGUUUUAUAAUCCCAGAAACGCCUAAAAGAAAUAAGGAAGUGCAAGCGAAACAUGUGAAGGUAUCGGCGAAAGCGAACGCUCACGUCUUAGUUGAAUUCAGUUUGAACAUUCUAUACGUGAUUCUUAAAAGAGAGAAGGUAACAAGAGUGGAAUGCAGGGCGUUCGUGGAUCCUUUGAUACCGCUCCUAGUAGAUGCAUUGAAGAGCGACCAUGUCAAAGUAACUACUGUUGCUUUGAAGUGUAUUGGAACGUUAUGGACCAUAAGGGUCAGUACGCCGACUCUCGAAGAAAUGGUCAAAGAUAUUGUGAAGACGAUGUUCCUAAUUUUACAUAAAUACGCGACGUUUGAAAUUAGCAAACAGAACGAUAAUUACCAUUUAGUUAGGAAUGCAUUUAAGGCAAUCACAGUCCUCAUCCGAAACGUAAAGUACUACACCAUGGAAGCCGACCAACUGAAAACGCUGUUGCUGUACGCCGAGGAGGAUUGCCAGAACGACGAGAAACAAACCAGCUCGUUCUCAUUACUGAAGGCUAUUUUAGAGGCUAAACUCGUUUCCACAGAGCUUCACGAGGUCAUGGAGAAAGUAUCCAAGAUAUGCAUCUUGAGCGAAUCAGCGAGAUCGAGAGACGAAGCUCGUGCUAUAUUCGUGAUGUACCUAACAAACUACUCGCCCGGCAAGCGGCUGGAGCGUCACAUCCAGUUCUUCGUGUCGCAGCUCAAUUAUGAGCUACAGCAUGGCAGGGAGUCCUCGCUCAAGUUCCUGGAGAUGAUCAUCAGCAAGCUGCAAGUGGCCCAGCUCAGCAAGCAAGGCGACUACCUGCUGCUGGCGCUGGGCGCGAGCAUGCUCAACGACGCCGCGCCCGCGUGCCGCGCCGCCGCCGCCGCGUGCCUCGAGGCCCUGCUCGCGCGGCUCCCGGCGCUGGAGAGGAAUAAGCUGUUCGAUCUGAUCACCACGUUCUUUGAGGACACGCAGCCGGUACACUUCGAGCUCGCAGCCCAACUGAGCAUCCGCUUCGUCAACGUCGAGGGCGACGAAUUCAAAAAUCGACUCUCCACCAUAUUGCCCCUCGUCAGCAGCAAACUCCUCCUCCUGACCAACGACAUCGGCGCCGGACGGUUCGUCAAGAUACAACUAGAACACGCGGACGACAAGACUGACGAGGAAAAACAGAGGGAAAAGGACCACAGUCUGAUACAAAUGCUCAAUCUGAUCGAUAAGAUAACUGUCCAAUGCGAGUCUAGUUUGAAAAAUAAAAAAUAUAUAAAUGAAUACGAUGAAAUAGCACAGCAAUGUCAAGCGCUGCUGGCGUAUCCUCACGCAUGGGUCAGAUUAAGAGCAGCCAAAGUUAUACACCAAAUGUUGUUAUCCGUUGAUCCUCAAGAGUUAGAUGUGAUAGUUAGAAAGAAAGUUGAAAGUGAUAGAGGUUUUAUUUUUGAUAAUACUGAGGAGGCGUUGAGAAGUUUGGUGCUGGACUUGUGUGCGCAGUACACUGCUGGCGUUUCACAAGAAAUGGCUGAACAGGUCACAGCAGUGUUAUUCCAAAUGUUGAAGCUAGUGCACUCGCUGCCGAGCUGCAAGCUGCCGACCGAAGUGGCGGGCGAGGACGGCGCGGCGGGCGGCGGGAAGGUCAACAUUCGCUGGAUCCUGUUCAAGCUCAGGAAGGCUUGCAACGUGGAGGUCGCUAAGGCGCCCGGUUCCAUGAAUAUCCGCAUCUCAAUCUUCACCAUGCUGCUUCAUCUAAUCAGUUCCUUCGAAACCAGCGACAUACACUCUAUAGUGGACAUCCUUUUACCGCCUUUAGUUCGAGAAAUGUCCACCGGCGACCCGAUGGCGCCAGCGUCGCCCGUGAAGCAACUCGCCACGCGGGUCGGCAAGAAGUUAAGAAGGAGAAUAGGGGACAUUGAGUACAGCAAGCUGUUAGCUGAAGCUCAGACCAGGCUCAAUAUUAGGAGGGCGGAGCGGAAAAAGGUAUUGUUGCAAGAAAAAGUCAACAACCCCGAGAAGGCGGCUAAGAGGAAGCUUCAACUUAAAGAAAAGAAGAAACAGUCUAAGAAGAUGAAGCUAGAAAUGAUCCAGGGCAAGCGGCCGCGCCCCAAGAAGCGGAAAGCGGAGGACCUGGACAUCGAGGACGCACUGUUGGGAGAUGACUAGAAUGUUUAGGGAUAAUUUAUUCUAUAUAAUUGCUUAUUUAAGUUAUUUUACGUUAAUAUUCAUUGAAUAAACUGGUAUGUAAAGAGUAAAA